Dacryopinax primogenitus is the source of this 2034-nucleotide messenger RNA. Its product is annotated as DUF1793-domain-containing protein. Gene Ontology annotation, biological process: carbohydrate metabolic process. The record is from RefSeq and is a predicted model, not a curated record. The coding region runs from base 1 to 2034 and encodes 677 amino acids. The transcript has 15 exons. NCBI's taxonomy places the organism in Eukaryota, Fungi, Basidiomycota, Dacrymycetes, Dacrymycetales, Dacrymycetaceae.
AUGACACAGACGUGCAUACUAGCUUUUCUGUCUGCUCUGACAGUUGUUGUUGCUAUCUCCUGGACGGCAACGCCAUUUAACCCGCUGUCGAUACCCUUGGCAGUGCGAUCUCCUUCCCUGUCCUGUUGGUUACCUGGUGGCAACGACGGGGGUAAUCUUGCUGGUCAAUGGCCUGAGUUCUGGACGGGAGCGACUCUCGGCUGGGCUGGUUAUGUCCGCGUGGAUAAUACCACUUACGUGUACAUGGGUGCUCCGAGCGUGCCUAACCUGUCUCCGCCGCUAGCAACUCAGACCAACUUCGCCUUUACUUCAACUCAAAGCAUAUUCAAACUCAAUGCCGGACCGAUUACUCUUCCCGCGUCUUUUUUAUCUCCUAUUGAACCGAAUGACCUUUUACGACAAUCCUUGCCGUUCUCCUAUCUUGCGAUCUCAGUUGAAUCCAAUGACGGCGCUCCACAUUCUGUCCAGAUCUACUCAGAUAUCAGCGCAGAAUGGGUGUCGGGCGAUGAUGCCUUGGUCGCCAGUUGGUCGACACACACGGGGGACAUCAUGACACACCAGGUACAGCUGCGAACUCAAGAGCUGUUCAGCGAGGUAAAUGAACAUACGCAAUACGGAGCAGCGUACUAUUCAGUGGCAAGUGGUGGUACAUACCAAACCGGAGCAGAUGUGAACGUUCGCACCCAGUUCAUCAACAAUGGCAAACUUACCAAUACGGAAGAUACCAACUACCGUGCUGUCGACCAGAACUGGCCAGUGUUUGGUCAUGCAUUUGAUCUCGGCAGCGUGAGAGCUGCAACAGCACCCAUUGUCUUCUCGAUUGGACACGCGCGGGAUCCCGCGUUGCAGUACAUCGUCAUGAACGACGCCAGUAAAAUGGCCUACUCGAUGUUAUUGCGUUUUUCCUCGGGGAUUACUCUCGUGCACUCGCCGCCGCCAAUGCCUUCGACGCUCACGUAUACGCCGAUGCGAGUACAAUCUCCGAGGACUACGCAGCCAUCGUCGCUAUCUCCGCCCGUCAAGCCUUUGGUGCUAGAGUUGACAAUCGGAACAAGCUCGGAUGACAUUCUGAUGUUCAUGAAGGAAAUUAGCUCGGAUGGAAACGUCAAUACUGUCGAUGUGAUUUUCCCUGCGUAUCCUAUCUUUCUAUACACGAAUCCAGCACUCGCACGUUAUCUCCUCGAGCCUCUCUUUCAAUAUCAAAACACUGGUCAAUCUCCGAACAAGUGGAGCGGCCAUGACAUGGGAAGUCAUUACCCCAAUGCUACCGGUCACAAUGAUGGAUCCGACGAGGCGAUGCCUGUCGAAGAAAGCGGCAACAUGGUUAUCAUGUCCGCCGCGUAUAUGAAGGCGACUGGAGAUAGCGCCCUGGGAUCGUCUUACUACAAUCUGCUCCAGCAAUGGACAUCCUUUUUGAUUAAUGAUUCCCUCAUUCCCGCAAAUCAGAUCUCGACGGACGACUUUGCAGGUGCCUUGGCUAAUCAAACGAACCUUGCGAUAAAAGGUAUUGUUGGCAUUGCGGGAAUGUCGCAGAUAGCGAGCGCUCUCGGCAAGACUGUCGAUGCGCAAUACUACUCAUCAAUUGCGCAGUCUUACGUGCCCCUAUUCGAAGGCUUUGCUACUUCCAAGGAUGGAUCGCACCUCGACCUGUCGUAUGGUAACGAUUCUUCCUGGGGUAUCACAUACAACCUCUACGCGGAUAAGCUUCUGCAAGCCAACCUUUUCCCGGACCAUCUCUAUGAAAUGCAGACAGAUUGGUACCCGACAGUAAAGCAACCGUAUGGAAUUCCCCUUGAUACUAGACAUCUCUACACAAAGACAGACUGGCAAAUUUUUAUGUCCGCCGGGGUCACAUCUAACUCAACCAGAGAUUUAUUCAUAGAGAGUGUGGCGUCGUUCCAGAAGGGUGGCUUGACGAACGAACCAUUCCCCGAUCUGUAUGAUACGAACACUGGAGAACAAGAUGUCAUCCAAUUCAAAGCCCGCCCUGUUGUGGGUGGUCAUUUUGCGCAUCUGGCACUGAAAGCCCUUUGA